AAUUUUCAUUACAAUAUAGCCCACCUAAAACAAACGCGUUUCACAUCAUAUCAUCACCAGCCCAACUGUUCGCCCUAUUUUCCCUCUGAUUUCGUGCACUUUCCGGCGACUAGCUCCAUCGAUCUUCUCCUAUCCCAACAGCGUUAAUUUCGUCAGAACCUGCCAUCGAAAAGUAAUACUGUGUACUUUCUUUCUUCUUCUUCUUCUUUUUUUUCCCUGUCAGUUGCGAGUUAAUUUGGAUUGGGAUAUGGUCGAUUUCGAUUUGAAGAGCCCAUCUUUUGUUGUGAGUUGAUCUUUUUAGAAUUUUAUUAGUUGAUUAGGUGGGUUUUUGGUAUGUGGGUUGCUCUGAACUGGAAUCAAGGAUUUGUGGGUGUACUGUUUUUGGACUUUUGGGGAAGGACUGAGGCUGAUUAGUAAAGAGCAAUUAAGGUCGUAUCCUAAAUUCGGGGGCUUUUACGAGUUCUGAUCUGAAAAUCUGAUUGGAUUCGUGUGUUGGCUGUGUACUGAAUUGAUUACUCAUCCUUUAAAGCUUGGAUAGUUAUUUUAUCUCUAAGUUUUAGUCAUGGAGACGAGAUUUGGAAGUGAAGCAUAUCGUCUAUAUGGUUUGGGUACUGUGGAUUAUCCAGUGGUGGGGAAAAGGGCUGAAUGGGACUUGAAUGAUUGGAAGUGGGAUGGGGAUCUUUUAGUUGCUACUCCAUUGAGUCCGGCAUCUUCCAAUCAAGUUACCCACCAGGUUUUCCCUCAUGCGAUGGGAAAUUCUUCAAACAGCUCAUCAUCAUGCUCUGAUGAAGUGAAUCUGCAAAUUGAGAAAGGGACUAGGGAAUUGGAGAAGCGGAGACGAGCUGUUGUUGUUGAAGAUGACAAAUUGAACGAGGAUGAAGCAGGUAGCCUUAGCUUGAAGCUUGGUGGGCAGGAUUAUCCAAUUAGCGAAAGGGAUAGAGGGAACGGGGAGGGAAUGAGUGGGAAGAAAACUAAGUUGGUUGGGGGUACCACCAGCCGUGCAGUUUGUCAGGUGGAGGAUUGUGGGACUGAUCUGAGCAAUGCCAAGGAUUAUCAUAGGCGGCAUAAGGUUUGUGAGAUGCAUUCCAAGGCCAGCAAGGCACUCGUGGGGAAUGUUAUGCAGCGAUUCUGCCAACAGUGUAGUAGGUUUCAUGUACUUCAGGAGUUUGAUGAGGGGAAGAGAAGUUGCCGUAGACGUUUGGCUGGUCAUAAUAAACGGAGGAGGAAAACAAAUCCCGAUGCUGUUGCUAAUGGGAAUACUCUCAAUGACGAUCAGAACAGUGGCUAUCUACUUAUAAGUCUCCUAAGGAUUCUUUCGAACAUGCAUUCCAAUAAAUCAGAGCAAACUACGGAUCAAGAUCUGCUUUCACAUCUUUUGAGGAGCCUUGCCAGCCAUUCUGCUGAACAUGGGGGUAGAAAUGUAUCUGCCCUCUUGCAGGAACAUCGGGUUUUGCUGAAUGAUGGGAAUUCAAUUGCGAAUUCAGAGGUAGUCACUGCUUUGCACUCAAACUGUCAAAGAGCUUCAAGUCCUUUUAAACAACGUCUAACAGGCCCUGUUUCCGAAAUGCCACCGCAGGGGGUAUGUGGACAUGUUGCUGUGGCUGCACCUUUGCAGACAUUUUCUGCGGAGCCCAGCACAAGUAACAAAUUGCCUGCUUAUUCAGAAGUUCGGGAGAGUAUUGCAGAGCAGACGAAGAUUAACAAUUUUGAUUUGAAUGACGCUUAUAUUGACUCGGAUGAUGGCAUGGAAGACAUAGAAAGAUCACCUGUCCCUGCAAAUCCAGGCACUAGUUCCCUUGAUUGCCCGUCAUGGAGACAACAAGAUUCUCAUCAGUCGAGUCCCCCCCAGACAAGUCGUAACUCAGAUUCAGCAUCUGCACAGUCACCUUCUAGUUCUAGUGGAGAUGCUCAAAGCCGCACUGAUCGGAUUGUUUUUAAACUAUUUGGUAAGGAACCAAAUGAUUUUCCUCUUGUACUGCGAGCACAGAUUCUUGACUGGUUAUCUCACAGUCCUACUGACAUCGAGAGCUACAUUAGGCCUGGCUGUAUUAUUCUGACAAUUUAUCUUCGUCAAGCUGAAGCCGCAUGGGAUGAACUUUGCUCUGAUUUGAGCUCCAGUUUGGGUAGGCUUCUGGAUGUUUCGGAUGACACUUUCUGGAGAACUGGAUGGGUCUUUAUCAGGGUGCAGCAUCAUAUAGCAUUUAUUUACAAUGGUCAGAUUGUUGUUGACAGAUCCUUACAUCUCAAAAGUAACAACUGUUCAAAAAUUUUGAGUGUGACACCAAUUGCUAUAUCUGCAUAUGAGAGUGUUCAGUUUUCAGUUAAGGGUGUCAACUUGUCUCGGCCUGCAGCAAGGUUGCUAUGUGCUGUGGAAGGAAAGUAUCUGGUUCAGGAAGCUACUCAGGACUUGCUGGAUGCUACUGAUAAUAUUAAGGAAAAUGAUGAGCUCCAUUCCAUCAAAUUUUCUUGCACUAUCACAGCAGUGACUGGAAGAGGAUUCAUUGAGAUUGAAGAUCAUGGUUUUGGCAGCAGUUUCUUUCCAUUUAUAGUUGCAGAAGAGGAUGUAUGUACGGAGAUCCGUAUGCUUGAGAGUGCUAUCGAGUUUACUGAAACUGAUGCAGAUGUUGAGCUGACUGGAAAGUGUGAAACCAAAAAUCAAGCCAUGGAAUUUCUUCAUGAGAUGGGUUGGCUCCUCCAUAGAAGUCAAUUAAAGUGCAGACUGGGCCACUUGGAUCUUGACGCUGACCCCUUUACUUUAAGACGGUUUAAGAGGCUUAUAGAGUUCUCAAUGGAUCACGAAUGGUGUGCAGUAGUGAAAAAACUCUUAAACAUAUUAUUUGAUGGCACUGUGGGUGCAGGGGAGCAUCCAACACUGAUCCUUGCAAUAUCAGAGAUGGGUCUCCUUCAUAGAGCUGUGAGGAGGAAUAGUAGGUCGCUGGUGGAGCUUCUUCUUAGAUAUAUCCCUGAAAAGGUUUCAGAUAAACCAGGGUCAGAACACAUGGUGCUGGUUGCCAGAAGUCCUCAGAGCUUCUUAUUUAGACCAGAUGUUUCCGGCCCUGCAGGUUUGACCCCUCUUCACAUUGCAGCUGGGAAAGACGGUUCUGAGAAUGUGCUGGAUGCAUUAAUUGAUGAUCCGGGAAUGGUGGGAAUUGAAGCAUGGAAGAGCGCUCGUGACAGUACGGGCUUCACUCCUGAGGAUUAUGCUCGUUUGCGAGGCCACUACCCAUACAUCCAUCUCGUUCAGAGGAAGAUAAACAAGAGAGCUGCUGCUGGGCAUGUGGUGGUAGACAUUCCAGGCUCCGUCCCAGAAUGCAAAUACAACCAGAAGCAAAAUGCAGUGUUGGCUACUAGCUUCGAAAUUGGACAGACAGCAUCGAGACGUAUUGGACUGCACUGCAAGCUCUGUGAUUCUAAGCGAGCUUCUGGAAUAGCCAGCAGAUCUAUGGUGUAUAGGCCGGCAAUGCUCUCAAUGGUGACUAUUGCCGCAGUCUGUGUUUGUGUGGCACUUCUAUUUAAAAGCUCUCCUGAAGUUCUUUUCGUGUUCCGUCCCUUCAGGUGGGAAAUGUUGGAAUAUGGAACAAGCUGAGGCCCACUAACUCCCCUGUUUGAUAGGUGUUUUGCCAUUUAUAUGUUCCAGCUUGUAGACUGUAUAACUCUGGUGCUAUGGACAUACUUCCUCCUAUUCAGUAAUAUUAUUGACAUAUUUAUUGUAUUGCUGACAAGUGAAUGUCUGUCUACUCAUGUCUUCAUGUUUUA
Tripterygium wilfordii is the source of this 3756-nucleotide messenger RNA. Its product is annotated as squamosa promoter-binding-like protein 1. NCBI's taxonomy places the organism in Eukaryota, Viridiplantae, Streptophyta, Magnoliopsida, Celastrales, Celastraceae. Gene Ontology annotation, molecular function: DNA binding. The coding region runs from base 563 to 3586 and encodes 1007 amino acids. The transcript is spliced from 10 exons. Gene Ontology annotation, cellular component: nucleus. The record is from RefSeq and is a predicted model, not a curated record.